AAUGGGGUCGCAUCAAAAAAUGUUUAGUUAGACAAAGUGCGCUUUUCCGAAUGGACUAUUAGUUUAUUUUUAUAGUCGGUUUCCGAUUCAAAAUAAACUUUUCAUAAUGUUUAAUGUUAAAGCACUAGUGUUAAUUUUAUCUGCAUUUAUAGGUCUAACGCAACAGUCCGAUUGGUCAUACUCAGACGAGGCCAGUUGGGGCGGCUCCUGCCACGGCAGCGGCCAGCAGUCCCCCAUCAACCUCGUGAGCCAGGCUGCCGUGACGGACUACAGCGGCGCCGUCAUCCGCGGCCCGCUGGAGUUCAGCGGGUAUGAUGCUGUGGAUGUGGGCGCUCUGAAUAACGGGCAUACGCUGAAAUGGAAGACGCUCUCCGGCAGACAGGCGCCCACCGUCUCCGGGGGCCCCCUCGAGGGCAACUACACGUUCCAGGAGUUCCACCUGCACUGGCUGUCCGAGCACGCCAUCGACGGAGUCAAGCACCCCCUCGAGAUCCACCUGCUGCACGCCAAGUCCGGCUACAGCGUGAGCGAAGCGUCUAAAAUCGAAAACGGUCUAGCCGUAAUCGCCAUCCUUUUCAAGGUUGAGAGCAGCGACUCCUGUAACGAGGCUCUCCGCGAGGUGAUCCCGAUGGUGCCCGGCAUCACGGAGCCGACGGGCGAUGUGGACGUCACCAACGUGGUUGACUUGAAAUGCCUGCUGACAAUGAUGCUACCCCACAGCCGCAUCCUGGGUUCGGACCGCUCAUCCUACUUCACGUACGAGGGCUCGCUGACCACGCCGGCCUGCACGGAGGGCGUCACCUGGAUCAUCCUCGACCGACCGCUCGCCGUCUCUGAUGAACAGUUCAAGCUGAUCAGCAAAGCCGACCUCGGCGGGCAGGCCAACUACCGCAGCCUGCAGCCCCAGCGCCUGCCGGUCUACCGCAGUGUCUCUCCAGCAUCAGUACUCUCCGACCCUCCCACCCUGAGCACUCUGUUCAAAGCGCUGUAUGCGGGCGCGCCGGUCGUGGUGGACUCGGCUAAGAAGGAGGUGUGUCGACUGGUCAAUAUCAAGGCUAAACUGCUGGGCUUGGGGACUGUGGAUUGCGAUGGGAUGGAGUUUUAAGCGGUGUUGGAUUGUGAUUAACGGCUGAUUUGUAAUAAAUAAAAUUGAAUAUUUUGAUUGGUUUUCUUGUUUCAGUAAUUAUUAAGGAAAGUUGUUAGGUAGGUAGUGGCUAUAAUUAAACACAGACGUCGUGAAAUCCUUUUCGAUAACUAUUAUUGGCUAAUGUGCCUUACACACAUUAUUAUAAGAUACCCACCUUAAAUUUAAAAGAGCACUAUUCUCAGUCUUCAUCCCAAAAAAGGAAAUGGAUAGGUAAUCUAAUCUGGUACUUACCUACUUAUAAUUUAGAAAGUUACUACGUCAGAGCUGUAAUCUAUUUAUUGAUGAUCGAGACUUAACUAAAUAAGUCCUUAUAAUGAUAAUCAUAAUAAAAAUUUAUUUAAUAAGU
Molecule: messenger RNA, 1493 nt
Organism: Plutella xylostella (diamondback moth)
Lineage: Eukaryota; Metazoa; Arthropoda; Insecta; Lepidoptera; Plutellidae
Product: carbonic anhydrase 7
Molecular function (GO): carbonate dehydratase activity; zinc ion binding
Source: RefSeq, a predicted model, not a curated record